Molecule: messenger RNA, 354 nt
Organism: Trichechus manatus latirostris (Florida manatee)
Lineage: Eukaryota; Metazoa; Chordata; Mammalia; Sirenia; Trichechidae
Product: keratin-associated protein 17-1
Exons: 1
Coding region: 1-354 (117 amino acids)
Source: RefSeq, a predicted model, not a curated record
AUGGGAUGCUGCCCAGGGGACUGCUUCACCUGCUGCCCGCAAGAACAAGGCUGCUGUGAAGUGUGCUGCUGCCAGCCUGCCUGCUGCAGCUGCUGCGGCUCCUGCUGCGGCUCCUGCUGCGGCUCCUGCUGCGGCUCCUGCUGUGGCUCCUGCUGUGGCAGCUCUGGGUGUGGAGGCUGUGGCUGCAGCGGAGGCUGCUGUGGAUCUUCUUGCUGUGACUCGGACUGCGGGGGAGGCUGCGGAGGCUGUGGAGGAGGCUGCUGUGGGAGCUGCUGUGGCUCCAGCUGCUGUGGCUCAUCGGGGUGCUGUGGCCCUGUGUGCUGCCAGCCCAUGCCUGUAUGUGACACGAAAUGA